Molecule: messenger RNA, 2964 nt
Organism: Plenodomus lingam JN3
Lineage: Eukaryota; Fungi; Ascomycota; Dothideomycetes; Pleosporales; Leptosphaeriaceae
Source: RefSeq, a predicted model, not a curated record
AUGGGCGGUGCAGCGGCGAUGGAGCCGCCCUCGGUCUCCCUCUCGUUCGCCAACAACUUCUGGGGCAAAGAUGACGCUGGCGUCGGUCCUAUGCUCGACCGCAUGCACGCCGCCAAAGUCACCAAUGACGAACUCAAGAAUUUCUACGCUGCACGAGCAGCCAUUGAAGAGGAAUACUCGCGCAAACUCCUCAAUCUCUCCCGAAAGCCCCUUGGCUCCUGCGAAACCGGUACCUUGCGCCUCUCAUGCGACGUGAUCAAGGCCGAGGUCGAGUCCAUGGGCAAGGCACAUCAGAGCAUAGCACAGCAGAUGAAGACGGAGCUGGAAGAACCACUAGCCGCCUUUGCAGGUGGUAUGAAGGAACGCAGGAAAAUUGUGCAGAACGGUAUAGAAAAAUUGCUCAAGCUGAAGAUGCAGCAGACCGCGACCGUCAAUAAGGCGCGCGACCGAUACGAGCAGGACUGUCUGAAGAUCAAGGGUUUCCUAGCCCAGGCACACAUGGUCAUGGGCCACGAAGAAAGAAAGAACAAGGCCAGGCUGGAGAAGACACAGAUCAACUUGUCGACGACAAGCGCCGAGUACGAGGCAGCGGUAAAGGUCCUCGAGGAGACGACAGGCAGGUGGAACAGGGACUGGAAGGCAGCAUGCGACAAAUUCCAGGACCUAGAGGAGGAGCGCAUCGACUACACCAAGAGUAGUCUGUGGAACUUUGCCAACAUCGCCUCAACAGUAUGCGUCAGCGACGAUGCCUCGUGUGAGAAGAUAAGGCUAUCACUGGAAGACUGCGAUGUGGAGAAGGACAUCAGCAACUUCAUCGCAGAAUCGGGAACAGGCCAAGAAAUCCCUGAUCCUCCCAAAUUCAUCAACUUUUGCAGAGGGGACGCCGAGACAUCGUCCCAAGCUUCGGAAGAUGAGAAUUACUCGGUAGCACAGUUUGCAAGGACUAUGAACCCAGCCUACCGAGCUUCAUCGCCUCAACCGUCAGUUUUUGAAUCCCAUCAUGAUCCCAACAAUCCGCUGGCACGAGAGCUCGGACUCCAACGGGACACGAAACCGGUUCCCCAAGACCAGAUCAACAUGGCUCCACAGCAGGAUCAGAUAGAUGUCCCUUCCCGACAGGCUGCAGAGACUCCACAGCCAAUACAGGCCCCUCAGCCUGUAGACUACGCUCAACCCGUGCGACAGGCGGAGCCAAUUCGGACACGGAGAGAAGUGCAACCCAUUCAGACACAGCAGCCAAUGCAGUCACAUCGAGACAUGUACCAGACUCAAUCACCUCGAGACAUGCAUCAAAGCCAAUCACCUCGAGAUGUGCAACAUGCUCCUUCACCUCGAGACAUGCAUCCAAUGCACUCACCACAGGACAUGCAUCAAAUUCAACCACCUCGAGAUAUGCAUUAUGCCCAAUCACCCCGAGAUAUUCAUCAGACUCAAUCUCGAGAUAUGCAUCAGACCCAAUCAUCUCGGGAUAUGCAUCAGACCCAAUCAUCUCGAGAUAUGCAACCCAUUCAGUCACCACCAGACGUGCAACCACUGCAGUCUCAACGCGACAUGCACCCGGUUCAAUCGCAACGAGAAGUGCAGUCCAUGCGCCCGCAGCGAGAGCGAGCUUACUCACAACGCGAGAUGCAGCCACCACCACUGCAGCGGGAAAUGCCGCCACCUCAAUCACCGAGGGAGAUUCAGCCACUUCAAUCGCAGCGUAACGUGCAGCCACCCCAGUCACAACGAGCAGUGCAGCCAGAUCCCAGGCUAGUACAAGCUCAGGAACAAGCUCGACAAAACUAUCAGCAAAGUCAGAUCCCCCAUAAUGACUAUCCGGCAGAUGGCAUGACGCAGUUCUGCAGAAUUGGUCCGCCAUCUGAUCGCAGCACUAUUCCAAGCCCAGCUCGUCCUGUGAGCAGAGAUUCACAGAGCGAUUACUCGAACCCUACCUCUUUUGAAAGCAUUGAGCCACCAAGUGGUUCCGCAUCCCCUGGAAAGCCGAUGCCGCAAUCAUCUUUUGCAGAGCCUGGCCCGAGCACUCCUGUCGAGGAAACCGCUGUGGCGAAGAAGAGAGGAUUCUUCAACAGUCCUUUUGCUCGGAGGAAGAGUAGGCAAGAGGAAAAACCUCCUGUCCUGACACCCACUAGCCGGAACACCUGGGGGCCAACGCGAAGACAGACCGAGGAGAAUGUCAGUCCAACCAAGUCAGCAUACGGCAGAGGUACGCGUGGUACAAUGCGUCAAGACGCACCGCGCUCUGCCAGUCCUGAACCAGUAGACCCUCGUGCCAAUUUCCAGUUGAACGUUGGAAACAAUGUGUUCGACGUAGCUUCUCCAGACAAGAAGAAGCUGGAGCAGAACGAGAAGGAGCCUGAAGGGGAGCUAGAUCCCAUUGCUCAAGCUUUGGAGGAACUCAAGGGCGUUACGAAGCAGCCAACUGGACGUCAGACGGCCGACCGUUAUCUUGGACUUGCAACGCCUGCACCUCCAGCAACACCUGCUGUGGGUGCAAGCCUACCUGGGAGUGCACCAACACCUCUAGCAAACGUCGCUCUGAGCGCUGCAAAGCGAGGUACGCCUCCACCGUAUGAGCAGCCGCCCAUGUCGCGUCUGGGAGCUCCGAAGCCUGCACAUACUGCUCGUCAAAUGCAAAAGACAACUCAAAUGUACGUCAGUCAAAAGGCGAACAUGUUCAAUGGUGGAGAAAGUGCCCGUUCUUCGAGUCGAAGCCCAACGAAACAAGAGCCUCCCAGGGUUGCUUCACCCCAGCCACCUCGUGCUGUCAGUCCACGACCCAGUCUACAGCCUACUCAGAACUCUUAUCGUUCCACUCAGCAACAGCCUGCCAGCAGCAGCAGCAGCAGCAGCAGGAAGCUGCACCACCACAGCGACAGCAAGCUUCCCCGGCACAACAGCGCCAGCAGCCAACACCACAGCAACAACAGCGUCCAUCGCACCUUCGCGUCGGACGCAAAUUAA